Molecule: messenger RNA, 1314 nt
Organism: Boeremia exigua
Lineage: Eukaryota; Fungi; Ascomycota; Dothideomycetes; Pleosporales; Didymellaceae
Product: RTA1 like protein-domain-containing protein
Exons: 2
Coding region: 234-1097 (287 amino acids)
Cellular component (GO): membrane
Source: RefSeq, a predicted model, not a curated record
CGCGUAUACUUACCCUCUGCGACCAUAAUCAAUAAUCGCCGCUAGUCUACACGCGUACCUGCUUCCACAGUGUAAGGGCCUGUGUGCUUUGGCCAUGUUUUGUUCCUCCCUAACAAGCACUUUCUGUAUAAGCACCAGGGUGGUGGACCCCAUUCGUCUUCUCUUUUGCAUCCUCAACGACUGCGCUCCUGCUGCGCCUUCAAACCCUCCAACCCCCGACCGCCAAACCUCCAAUGGCCGAGCUGAAGCCAUACAGAGGCUCUUACUACCUCUGGAACUAUGUUCCUUCCACCGUCGCUGCUGCUAUCUUUGCAGCCCUCUUCGCUCUGGGCAGCUUCUAUAUCAUCUGGCGCAUGUUUAGGACUCGCGCCUGGUUCUGUAUUCCCUUCGCUCUUGGUGGGCUGUUCGAGCUUGUCGGUUACUGCGCUCGAGCCGCAGCCAGAGACAAAACCGAUCAGCUGACGCCAUUCAUCAUCCAAAAUAUCCUCAUCCUCGUCGCGCCGGCGCUAUUCGCGGCGUCUGUGUACAUGGUGCUCGGACGUCUCAUCCGCUCCCUCGACGCCGAGUCUCACUCCGUCGUGCCUGUUAAAUGGCUCACAAAGAUCUUCGUUUUCGGAGACGUCGUCUCGUUCAUCGUUCAGGCCAGCGGCGGAGGGAUCAUGAGCACUGGCAACAGCAUAAAGACAGGAGAGAACAUCAUUCUGGGAGGUCUUUUCGUCCAGAUCAUCAUAUUCGCACUGUUUGCGGUGACCGCAGCCAUCUUCCACGCACGUCUGGACCGCCGACCCACGGAAGCGUCUCUGGAAAGAUCGUCUACCUGGAGGAGCACCAUGAUGAUGCUGUACGUGGUUAGCGUGCUUAUUAUGGUGCGGUCCAUCUUCCGCGUUGUGGAGUAUAUCAUGGGUCAUGAUGGCUAUCCUCUGAGGAACGAGUGGACAUUGUACGUGUUCGAUGCAUUGCUGAUGUUCGGGGUGGUUGUAGUGUUUGCAUGGAGGUUCCCCGGGGGAAGGGUACCCAGCAAGUCCAAGGGUCGCGAUACUGGAGAACCUUCGGUGGAAUUGCAGGGAAGCGUCAGCGACUUGACCCAGCUGAAAUGAGAACAUUUUGGAAGGCUGCAGCUCGCGCUGCCAAAAGUGUAGAUCCUGGAGUGCUGUAAGUUGCUACACUCUAGGCCAAGGAGACCCUGGACUUAAUAGAGCAGCAGCGCCUGGCAGAAGUAGACGCUCGCAUUCUCAGAGACGCGAGUUUGACUGCUCACAAGCAAUUAGCCAAUCAGCACAAGGAGCCAUUGUUACUACACGUCGAUCCUCACUU